AUGCGUAUUCCUCCCUUCCUGGUCGCCACUUUGGCGACAUGUGUUUUUGCUAGAGUGCAUGCCGCAGGUCCUGUUCAUACGGUCUCCCUUGAACAAUCACUACCAGAAACAGAAUCUCAUCUGAACGCCCGUGAUGCCCCUAACAAUUUGGACUAUCGCUGUGGCCCCAAGAUCGGCAAAUGCCCAGUCGGUACAUGCUGCUCUAGUGCAGGCUUCUGUGGCACGUCUAAGGCACACUGUCGCUCUCCAGACUGCAAGAUUGACUAUGGUAAAUGUGACGCUCACAAAUCACCUUCGGGGCCCCCAACCAAGGAGAUCCCUCGUCCUCAUGUUGGGCAAGUUCCCUAUGGCCCUCGCGAGAUUCGUUCAUGUGCUAUCCCAGGAACUGUUGCGUUGACCUUCGACGAUGGCCCGACACGUUACACUGGCGAUCUGCUCGAUCUGCUUGACAAAUACGAUGCAAAGGCCACAUUCUUCAUCACUGGCAUCAAUAACGGAAAGGGUGCCAUCGAUGACCUCACCUUACCUUGGGCUUCAGUGAUCGAACGAAUGCACUCGAGUGGCCACCAGAUCGCUAGUCAUACUUGGUCGCAUGAGGACCUCAGCAAGAUCACUCCUACACAGCGCACUGAGCAGAUUGAAAAGAACGAAGCUGCGCUGCGCAAUAUCCUCGGACAUUUCCCCACCUAUAUGCGACCGCCCUAUUCCAGCUGCAGCCCUGACACAGAAUGCGGAGAGGAGCUGGGCAAGCUUGGGUACCACAUCGUUUUAUAUGACAUUGACACAGAUGACUACAAGAACGACAGUCCGGACCUGAUUCAGCGGUCCAAGGACAUUUUUGAUCACCAGCUCUUGUAUAGCGAUCCACGCAGCAAGUCCUGGCUUGUCAUUGCCCAUGACGCCCAUGAACAGACUGUCCACAACCUCACGGAGCACAUGCUCAAGGGCAUCAAACGGCAGGGGUAUCGUGCCAUUACUGUCGGUGACUGUCUCCGAGAUCCCAGGCCCCUCUGGUACCGCAAGGAUAGUCGGAUUCCCACUCACAAGAGUAAGCCCAAGAAGUCUGCUUCGGCAGAUCCCAACAAGCCGAUCUCUUGGGACGGCUCCUGCGGUUCAAAUUACACUUGCCUUGGGUCAAUCUAUGGCUAUUGCUGCAGUAGCACCAACUCUUGUGGCAACUCCACCAGUCAUUGUGGAAGCGGUUGCCGAAAAGAUGCCGGAUAUUGUUCUGUCGAGGCUCCUUUCAAUGGCGAUGCCUGGGACCCCAAGGUCGAAACCAAGGGCCACAAGUCAGAAGCUGAUUCUGAUCUCCGAACCAUUGGCACUGCGGCUGCAACAUCGUUGUUCCUUGCUUUGAUCGUUGCGAUGUGGAUGUGA
Molecule: messenger RNA, 1377 nt
Organism: Penicillium griseofulvum
Lineage: Eukaryota; Fungi; Ascomycota; Eurotiomycetes; Eurotiales; Aspergillaceae
Product: chitin deacetylase CDA6
Exons: 2
Coding region: 1-1377 (458 amino acids)
Biological process (GO): carbohydrate metabolic process
Molecular function (GO): chitin binding; hydrolase activity, acting on carbon-nitrogen (but not peptide) bonds
Source: RefSeq, a predicted model, not a curated record